GCACACUGCGCAUGACAGCGUUGAGCCUGCCAAUGGAGCGGCACACGGGGCGAAGCGCAGGCGCCUUCGAAGGGCGAAAGCAUCUUGCUUUGCGGAAGCGCUGCGGCUUUUUUGCGGCGGGCUGGACAGCUGACUCUGCGCCUGGGCCCGGCCUCCGUUGCUCUUCGCGCCUGCUGCUGUCGGCCGUGGCGCUGCGGGCACGUUGGCGGCUCGAGCACCUGGGCCGCGAGGCGUGGGAGAUCGAAGGGUGGCCCUGCAGCCGUGCAACCCGGAAGCGGAGUGGGCAUCCGCGGGUGACCACGGAGAGCCUACGGAAAGUUGUUGUGGGCGCAGGCCUGGGCGACCGAUUUCAGCUGCGCAGUGUGUCCGAAGGCGUGUUUCCGGAACCUGCAAAGCUCAAGGGCCUGAUGAAGGCCGCCUUGGCGCGCUGCAACGAGCUGCUGGCACAGGACGCCCUGCGGAGUUUGAGUCGGCUACUCCGCACGCGGAAGCUCUCCUUGGCGGCCGACGACUUCGAGGAGGUGGCUGGGCGCUUGCUUCAGGCGGCCUUGUUCAUGCAGUGCCCAAACGAGGCGGAGCUUGAGGCAGAACUCGGCAGCCGUUGCAUCACUGCAGACCUUGCCUGGAACGAGCGCCUUAUGUCGCACCUCGUGAAGGAACUGCUGCCGCAGCACCUGGCCAGCAGAGCGGCUUUGGAGGCCCAGCGCUUCCGCUGGCGCUUGGCCCUGGACUGCUGGGAUCGCUGUUCGACGGAGGGGUCGGUGGACGUGGAAGGCGCCGGGCUCUACGGGGCCAUUUGCCUGGAGCUGGGGGAGCCCAGCCGCUUGCGGGGCUUGGAGCGCCUGGACAUCGAUCCGCGCCUGGCGUUCCAGCCGGCCUUUUUGGAGGACCUCCGCGACUGCGGCGUGUGCCCCGCGCCAGGCAGUGACCAUCCCCUGCCUGAGCUGGUGCAGAGGGCGGCCUUGGCCGCUGGCGGGAUGGGCGCUGUGGCCCGCCGGAGACACGGUGCCAUCCUGGUGGAUGCCAAUCUGAACAUCUUGGCUGAAGGCUUCAACCACAUGGCCGCGCCUUUGGGCCCAAGGAGGCGGGCGCCGCUGAAGACCAAGCUGCGGGAGACACAGCGCCACGCAGAGGUGCACUGCUUGCUGCAGCUGCCCCGUCUGAAGGAUGCAAUGGGCGGGCAGAUGGUGGUGGUGGAGCUCGCAGAUGUCGGACCCGGGCUUGGGUGGGCGGAGCCGUGCUCCCGCGGGUGCAUCCACCUCUUGAAGAAGUACGGUGUGGCAAAGGUGCACUUCACAGACGGCCACGGAGGCCUGGUUUCCCGAGAUCUGCCGCAUUGCCCACAUCUGGACGUGCCGUACAAGACCUUCGCCCGAAGAGUCGGCGAUGACCGUAUCUCUGAAAGAGCUUGGCUGGAUGUGGCCAGCAAGAUGCAAGAAGAAAGCGAAAAGUGGCGCUAUUCCAAGAUGAAGAAAGUGAAGCUGGAGAUCCUCCAAGCAGCCCUCGACCAGGCUUAA
Effrenium voratum is the source of this 1517-nucleotide messenger RNA. NCBI's taxonomy places the organism in Eukaryota, Dinophyceae, Suessiales, Symbiodiniaceae. The record is from the annotation of a GenBank genome assembly.